Molecule: messenger RNA, 4473 nt
Organism: Phasianus colchicus (ring-necked pheasant)
Lineage: Eukaryota; Metazoa; Chordata; Aves; Galliformes; Phasianidae
Gene: LANCL2
Product: LanC like glutathione S-transferase 2
Biological process (GO): carbohydrate metabolic process; peptide modification
Cellular component (GO): plasma membrane
Source: RefSeq, a predicted model, not a curated record
CCGGUGCCGGCCGCGGCGCCGGCGCUGCCGCGAUUCGCCGCUCCGCGAGGCGGAGUGUGUCCCCGCCGGCUCGCCGUGCGGGGAGGCGGGCCGGGGGCCGGCUGAGAUGGGAGAGAGCAUGUCCAAGAGGCUGAAGCUGCAGCUGGGCGGCGAGGCGGAGAUGGAGGAGCGGGCUUUCGCCAACCCCUACCCCGACUACCAGCCCCAGGGAGCCGCGGCAGCCCACGGCGCGGCGGAGGCCCAGCGGGAUCGGGCGCUGCUGCCGCCGGCGGCGGAAGACCCGCUCCCCUUCGGCGCGGACGGGAAGGUCAGUGCUCAGUUCACAAAACGGAUCCAGACAAAAAUCAAGGACCUUCUGCAGCAAAUGGAGGAAGGGCUGAAGACAGCAGAUCCCCACGACUGCUCUGCCUAUACUGGCUGGACUGGCAUUGCCCUCUUGUAUCUCCAACUGUACCGUGUCACAAAAAACCAAAGCCAUUUGCAGCGAUCUCUCGAUUAUGUGAAGAGAAUCCUUCGCAAUCUGAAUGGCAGACGAGUUACUUUUCUCUGUGGUGAUGCUGGGCCACUCGCAGUGGGUGCAGUGGUUUAUCAUAUGCUGAAAAAUGAAAGUGAAUCUAAGGAAUGUGUUGCUAGGCUGUUGCAGCUGCAAAGGACAGUCGUAAGCACGGAUGCUGAACUUCCAGAUGAGCUGCUUUAUGGCAGAGCUGGUUACCUGUAUGCCUUGCUCUACCUGAAUACAGAAAUUGCUUCAGACACUGUCCCACAGUCCAUUAUCAAAGAGGUAAUAGAUGCCAUUAUUGAGUCAGGGAAGAACUUCUCGAAGGAGGAACGUAAGACAGAGCGUUGUCCUCUGUUAUAUCAGUGGCACAGGAAGCAAUAUGUUGGAGCGGCCCACGGUGUGGCUGGGAUCUAUUACAUGCUAAUGCAGCCAAUUGCAAAUGUGGAUCAGGAGACCUUGACAGAGUUGGUGAAGCCAAGCAUUGACUAUGUGCGUCAUAAAAAAUUCAGAUCUGGGAAUUACCCAUCGUCACUGAGCAAUGAGACUGACAGAUUGGUUCACUGGUGCCAUGGUGCCCCUGGAGUCAUCCACAUGCUCAUGCAAGCUUAUAAGACUUUUAAAGAGGACAAGUACUUGAAAGAUGCUAUGGAGUGUAGUGAUGUCAUCUGGCAAAGAGGUUUAUUGAGAAAAGGCUAUGGGAUCUGCCAUGGUACUGCUGGCAAUGGCUACUCCUUCUUGUCUCUCUAUAACCUAACUCAGGACAAAAAGUACCUCUACCGAGCUUGCAAGUUUGCUGAAUGGUGUUUGGAAUAUGGUGCACAUGGAUGCCGUAUUCCUGACCGCCCUUAUUCUCUUUUUGAAGGUAUGGCUGGAGCUAUUCACUUCCUCUCAGAUAUUUCAGUACCAGAGACUUCCCGGUUUCCAGCGUUUGAACUUGGACCUCAGAAGAGAGAAGACAAAAUGGAACAGGACAGCUAAAGGGUUCUUUGGAAAUUAAACACAUGCCAAAAGAGAUGAGACUGUUUAGUGCCUCAGAUACAGAACCAACAUAACCCUAAGCUGAUUGAUGGAUAAACUGUUUCUCACUUCUCCUGCCCCAAGGGACAUGAAGUCCUUAGAGCAUGAAUUGAGAGAAGCUACGUUUAAGUUCUGUUAAAGUGACACCUUCACAUGCAGAACGAGAGAAAUCAACUUUUGAACUUUCUCUCUUUCAUUGUAUUUGUCUUCUUCAGGUCUUUGACGUGACCUGCAUGUUUAUUGGUGUUGUCUGUUGAGUCUUUUGUUGUUAGCAAAGAGCUGUUCUCUGUGUGAAGCUCCAUCCUGUACCUUCAUGCAUGACCUGUAACAACAGUGUUGCUUUCUGUAGUGUGGUUAGCCUGAGAGCUCCACUGUAUGUCAGAGAGUUCACUGUAAGAGAGUACUCAGCUUCACUGGUGAGCUGACAACUUCAAAAAGAGAUGGAAAACAUGCAUUUUUUCAUUGCUUUCUACAUUUUUCUCCUCCACGGUCCCUAGAAGCUGAGGUGAUGGAGAUCAGCCUUGCUUGAUGAUGUGGUAUGAGGCCUUCUCAGUUUUCAGGAAUGUAUCAGGUUGGAUGUGACCUGUGGACUGACUUAUCUUUUGCUGCUGUUUUAGGAGCUUUUUUUUUUUUUGAGAGAGAGAGAGAGAGAGAGAGAGAGAGAAAUUGAGAAAGAGAGGCUGCCUGCACCUAGUCUGUGUGCUAGGGGGAGAUGCUCAUCCCCACCUCUGCAUGUUAGGAGCUUACCAAACUGCAGGCAGAGUUACCUGAACUAACCUCUUUCUGCUUCCAACAAGAGAGAAUGGACAGUGUAGCUAUGCUUUUCCAGUGCGGUUCAUGGAUUUGUAAUAAAUCUCUCUUCAACAGCACACAGUGUACAGGUAAGGGUGAAGUCAGCACUAUAUCUCAUGCUGGUUAAUCAGGAUGACUAUUAUUACUGAAUCAAGAAGGUGGACUGUUCCAGGCCCUUCCCUUCCUCUCCCUUACCCUUUUGCAUUUAUCCCAUGCUGUAUGACAGGAGCGAUAAAUACCAGCUGCUUGUGGAGGCUGCAGAAGAUCAAUAAGCAAUAUGUAUGCCAUUGCUAAAAGCUGUAAUUGAAGUUUAUUUUGGGUUGUUAGUGCUUUGCUUCCCCCUGCUGUGCAGUGGAGUUGUAGAGUAUUGAGUCUUCUCUCAGCUGUCAAAAUGUUAGUGAGUUCUGCCUCCAUAUGCUCACAUAGGGCUCUUUGUUUGGGAGAAGUGGAACAUACUCUUAAAUAUGUACAUUUACAACGCAUUCAUGUUUUCCAGACAAACAAGUAUGCAUACUAUUUGAGAAGGGUAAGAGUGGCAUUCUCUCACUUGUUCAAGUUCUGUUGUCAUCCUCACCUUCCUUACAGGCCUUGCUGUAUUCUGUCAUCUCAGGUGCUUAUUUUAAUUGGUACCUUACAUCAGGUGAAAAUGUGACAGAUGGCUGAGAGUCUGACCUUUCAGGUGCCCAUUGGGAUAUCUGCGACCAUUGGCACCUGCUGAAUUCUCGUGUUUGUGGUCAGGCUUGGAAAUGCAUGUCUGUACGUGCAUAAAACAGGUAGCAGGUGACUUACCUGAACAUUGACUUGUCUGUUGCCAAUUCUGUUGGGGUGCUAAUGUUUUCUGGAUUCAGUUCUGCUAGGCAAUAGCAGCAGUGCCAGUGCUGAGAGAGCUUAAUGUCUGCUGAUUUGUCAGUUAAGAUUGGGAGCAGUGAGAGACUUUUACACUCCUCUAAGAGUAGAUCUGUUGGGGGCACUGAGCCCAGAUGCAUCUGUGCAGCCAGGCAAGAGGGAAGAUUCUGAAAGGCAGCAGGGAGGAGGGUAUUGCAUGGCAAACAGCUGUGGUGAACCUGAUGUAAGAGGCAGAAAGCAGUGGGAUCAAUGAGGGACAGGGAGCUGAUCACAGGAGGCAGUGUGCAGAAUGUACCAGCUCAAGUGAAAUGCUUUGCUGCAGCAUGCAUGCCAAAGUCUAACUCUUCUGUCUGUAUUUCUUCUGUCAUUGUGUGGUUUACUGCCUGUAAUCCAGGGAGGAAAGUAGCUCACAGUGAAGUCUGACAGCCUAACAAAGGAAGACCUGGAGGUUUAAAAAAAAAAAAAAAAGAAAAGAAAAGAAAACCACCACCCCUUCUUUCUCCUUCAUCUCUACAGCUGUAAAGUGCAUGCGCUGGGUUAAGUGGGUGGGAUGCAUUCCUCUGCCAGGUCUGCAGGAGCUCCUGCAAAUGCAGCACAGAAGCCACUCACUAUCCUAGUGAUCCAGGCCUGUCUUUCAUGACCAACAAGCUGGGGGUGACAGGGGAAGGCUUUCAUUCGUUUGUUGGGAGCCACCUUGGCUGCUGUGCUUGGGAUGGCACCUGUGGAAUAUGAUGGUGUUGGCUGGCUGGAACACAGGGAGAAUUAAAAUUACCGGCUGGUUUAAAAAAUGCAGGUGUACACACAUGUAGAACUGCUUAACAGUGAGUAGAGAUCAGAGGUGCGUGAUUGCCACAGUCAAUAGGGUGAGCAUGUCCUCUGUGUGCUCCUGCACCGCAGCUCUGCUGUGGGGUGAAGCCCAGCACCAGGUUCUCUUGGAAUUGAGCAAGACUGGGAAUGUCAUAUAUCACAGAAGGAGGUCUGCGAGUGCCUUUGCUUUGUCUUCCUCACAUGGCUCUCACUGCAGCUCCUCCUUUCUGUUUUACACCUUGUGAUAUCCAGGCACCUGUUACAAAGUGUAUUGUGGGAAGGGGUGGAAAAAAUGCAUUUUAACAAGACACCAUUUUCAGAAAUCUCAUCAAACUAAAAUGUGGAAAAUGGCUAAAUAUUCCCUGUUUUGCUUUGUCCACGUGUAGUAGUCCAUCUGUUGCAAAAAGCCGUAGUGUUAAAAAUGGAGAUGUUCUUUGGGCAGAAAAAGAGGAAAAAAUGCUGAUGUGUUGUUCUUUGGCUUUAUUAGUAAAGAUCAAGUUAUGUGGUGGUAA